AUUAGGGAGGCCAUUGAGGAAAGUGAAGAUCAAAGAAAUAAAUAAUGGAUCGCAAGACGCGGCGGGCAAACUUUAAGAACCUUCAGCCUCGAUCAACGCGGAGCACAAAAACACCAACUAAUAUCCAAUCACUAUCCGACUUUUUUGAUGCCCCCGAGGAAGCUGGGGAGGAUCCACCACCGGCAAUUCCUGUGGACCUCGAUCCCCCAGCAACCAAAAUCAAACCUAUACGAACCAGCAAUGUGUUCGAAAAACCUGGUCCCAAGCCAAAAAAGGCACCAAAACUCAAGAAAAUCAGUGGCUCUGCGACAAGUAGUUCCCGUCGAGGAUGCGGGAAGAGCAAACAGCAGCCAAGCAUCAGCAACUUCCUGCGUAAUGAGCAGAUCUUCGCCGAAGUUACAGCGCAGCACUGUAUGGCGGACAAUUUUAGUCCGGAUGACAUUGAAAUGGCGCUGGCGCUAUCCAAGUCCGAGGCUGAUAAGCUGGGACGCUUGCGUCUGAACAGCGAGGAUGAUGCCGUAGUUGACCUUAUGGCUGAUGAAGGGGAAUCCACGGAGAGAGUACGGCUCAAACUUCAAAAAUACGGCUUUCGCACAGCCGCCAAGGAAGAUUACAAAUCCCUGGCUGUCCUGCCAGUGGUAUCUGGAAAAGGAGGUAGACGUGGUAAAUGGGCCAAUAAAUUCACUGCCCUAACCUUACGCAAUCCGGAAGUGCAACAGAAGAAACUGGAGGAGAAAGUGUCCAAAUUAAUGGCCCAACAAGUGCGUACCAAGGACCUUUCGGAAGAGGAAUGCAUUAUGCGGCCUUAUGAAGUCAUUAGUUCUUACCUUGACGAACUUCGAGUUAAAAGUGAAUCUCAAAUCCUUCGGGAACCAAGUGAAGGGGCCAUCGAAGAUUUCAGCGAUUACUACGUUACCGAUUUAAUUGAAGUUAGUAAGACGCCUGCAAACCACCUUCUCAAGAAUUGGGCUGCCAUACAAGGAAGGGAUUUAUCACCAGAACGUGAAACCUCAAAAACCCGCCAACUAAAACAAAAACUCGAUCUCGCCUACGCCGAGUUGGAAAAUCAUUUUGGAGAUCAAAAGAAGUUGGAGCAGCAGGUGGUUGCUGAGCUGGAUGAGUUGGAAAAGCUUGUAGCGGAAAAUAUGAUCGAGUAUGACUCGAAAGUGGCUGAUGAUAUAGAAAAGGAAAUACCUUCGACUAGCAGCAGUCCGUCUAAGGAACCACCAGAUAAGCGACCAAAAAUGACUGCCGAUGAUAAAGAAAACCCGCAACCAAUUGCACCGCCAGCCAGUUUAAGCAUUCCCACCCAGAUAACUCGAUGCAUUUCACCCGACCUCUUUGCCGAUUCUGAAGACGAGCUGGAUACUGCAUCGACCCUUAUACCUAACGAAGCCAAGGAUGUUAAGAAUUUUUCCAUGAAGGUCUAUAAAAAUGUUAGCAUAUGUGAUCGAUCCUCCCCGGCGCGAGAAAUAGCAAUACAACUCAGCAGUGAUGAACAAACUCAAAUAACAACCUAUGAAGUGUUUUCAAGUUCCAGUGAUGAAGUAAAGACUGUUUCCAAAGCUACAGAGAAGAAUAUAAAUUUGGAGAAUAAACCUGUUGAGGAAUUUAUUGAUCUUACACAAGAGUUCGAUACGCCAGAUUUAAUUGAGCCAGACGAGAAAACUCCAAGCUUAUUAGCACCAUCUGAAUCUUAUUCUAAUGUUGAAAAGUUAUCUGUCGACCUGCUGCUUGAUUCCAGUUCACAAGAAGGAAGUUGUUCGAUCUCCAAAGAAUUGCACUUAAAGUAUGCAGAGCUUGCGAAAUCUCCCUUAUGGACAGCUGAAGGAAAUGAGGAAGGAGAAGACAUUGUCUUGAACAUUCCGAGUUCCGAGCAAUCCUCUUUUCAUCUAGACCUAAUAACCACUCCAAACACUUCCAAAAGGAGUUGCAGUUUUAAUGAAUUUAACUGUUCAAGGAGCUCGAUGCGAAGGAGUGUUAGUUUAUCAACCGAGAACAGCUUUAAAAGUCCGCUAAACUGGAAAAUGAACGUAUCUGUUGAAAAGAAAGUUUCUCCUGCACCAUCUUUUAAAGGAGAACCAUAUGAAAGUUUUGAUCUUACCCAAAAUAGUGAUGAUGAACACGAUGUGAUUCUGCUCUCUGAUGAGGAAAUAAAUUAUUCCAUUUGGAAGGCCAAUAAAACUGCCAAGGCUCAGGAUUUUGAGGACGACAGCUCAGACAGUUGUUUUGCUUCUCCGGUAUCCAAAAAGCGCGCUGUGCCCAAGUUCCAAACCGAAGAAGAUCUAGAUGCCUUCUUAAAUGCCUUUCCUACGGAUGGAAAUGUAUCAGAAAGUUCUCGUUCACCCAACAAGAGCGCUCUUAGCAAGGAGCGUGCUGAGUUUGGGAUAUUGGAUGCGGCUCCAUCGCAGCCUUUUAGUAUACCUGAGGUACAGAGCCCAGCUAGGAGAAACUCGGCCUCAUACAGCGAUAUUAACUGGGCAGAAGCUUCAUUUUUGGAUGUCCCAUUAAAGCCUAUGGCGCGCAGGAGUAGCCACAAAUUCAAUGACCUCUUGGCGAAAGUAAGUGAGCCUGGACACAUUUCUGAUGACGAGUUCGAUGAAUUUGAUCAGAUGGUCUUCAAUAAUGUCAAGGAUGCCACUAUUGCAACAGAAACAGAUGUCGUGCCAAGUGGUCUGGAUAUUUUGCUAAAGGGAGAUAUUAAAACACCAGCAGUAGCAGAGCCGAGUCCUUCCAAGAAGCAAUCUCCUGAUGUGCCCGGUCAGAUCGAGGUGGAUGGUAAUGUGUACACCGUACGUGUGUGCCACACACCCAAACCAGAUUUUACUACCCUCUCUGAGUCUGAAAUUCUGAAGCAACUUUACAACUACGGAAUUAAGCCACUGAAGCGUAAGCAGGCUGUAAAAAUGCUAGAGUUUAUUUACAAUCAAACUCAUCCCAUUAUGAAAACCCCUGUUGAACAGAAUUUACCCCCCAGGCGAGAGCCCAUUCCUCGAUCUAAAUCCACUCCCGUAAUUGGGGAGAAGGCCCGCUCCCAACUUAUCAAGCAAACCUCUGAAGUCUCCCUGACGCCAACUGAACCGCGAAAGGACUUUAAAUUUAAUGAUGCCUCAGGGGAUGAACUGCUACGUUUCUCACAGUCUCUUCCGCCAAGUCUCUGCGAUGAUUUUGAGACCUUUGUCAUGCAAACUAAUGUUUCGAAAAAGACCCCACAACCGCUGGUGCCGCUCCACAUCGCCUGGCACAAUCUUCUCUGCGCCAAUCCACAACUGCACGAGAGCGUUUUAAUGUACGAGCCCAUCGAUCUGCAGGAGGUAUAUUUGUAUUUAAAGCAUAUGGGUCACCGGUACGAUCCCAAGGAUUUAAAGACCUUUUUUGAUCGGCGUUGUAUUAUCUUUCGAUAUGAUCUGGUCGCUCCCGGUAAGCAAGCAGAGCGUCAUGUGCGAAAGCAUCCUAAGAAGCCAUCUAAAAGAAAGUAGAACUUUGGCUCCAUUUAUAAAAUUACACUGAAUUUAUUCCAUAUUCCGAAUGCUUUGUAUUUACUCAUAGUUUUACCUUAGAAUUUUUUAUAGCAUAAGACAUUUGUUGUUUUGCAUAUUGCGCUUUAAAAUUAUUUUCUGUAAAAUAAAGAAACUAUAUUUGUACGAAAGAAAAUAUU
This is a messenger RNA of Drosophila ficusphila, 3658 nucleotides long. It is a transcript of the gene mus312, whose product is annotated as structure-specific endonuclease subunit SLX4. The transcript is spliced from 5 exons. The coding region runs from base 45 to 3479 and encodes 1144 amino acids. Lineage: Eukaryota; Metazoa; Arthropoda; Insecta; Diptera; Drosophilidae. Gene Ontology annotation, molecular function: enzyme binding. The record is from RefSeq and is a predicted model, not a curated record. Gene Ontology annotation, biological process: DNA replication; meiotic DNA double-strand break processing; interstrand cross-link repair. Gene Ontology annotation, cellular component: nucleus; Slx1-Slx4 complex.